Messenger RNA from Plutella xylostella (diamondback moth), 3654 nucleotides. The record is from RefSeq and is a predicted model, not a curated record. NCBI's taxonomy places the organism in Eukaryota, Metazoa, Arthropoda, Insecta, Lepidoptera, Plutellidae.
UGUGUGUAUAAAAAAAAUACAGCUUCACGUAAAUGGCGUCGUGAGUUGUUUUUUAUUCAGAAUCACUGUAUUUCUAAAUAUUUCAUCUAUUAGUGAAAGUAAUGCGUCUCAUUUAUGUAAGAUUUAGUCGUUUAGAUGUUUCAUCACUAAAAAUCAUUUGAAAACUGUGAAUAUACACGUUUAUUUGUGGUACAAUGGCGUCGUCAGCUUCUGUAGAAUCCCCUGUAAAAGUUGGUGAAAAUCGUGAAUCUCCCGACGAUUACAGCAGCUCGAACAGCGAGGUGGACGCCGGCGAGGGCUCCAAGCGCCGCCGAGUCACCCACGACUACAGAAAGCUUUCGAAACUGGGAUACGAUCCAAGUGUGUCAUCCCCGACCAAACUACUUGUUCCCGUGGAAUCUAAAGUUUCAGGGAAGAAGCGGAGACGAGAAGAAUCAACCAAAGAUGUGUGUGUGUGGGGCGACAAUGCCAAGCCGGCCAAGCUCAGCAAGAUAUGGCCCGUGUUUGACUCUGGAGGAUUUGGCAAUACAGCCAUGCUGGCGCUGCAGGUGCUGCACAAGCCGCCCGCGCUGCCCAACCCCCUGCUGUUCAACCUGGUCCCCCAGCAGUUGGAGCAGGUGGCCCUGGCCGAGAUCACCCAACCCGCACGCCAGGACUGGCUCGCCAGCAUCAACUCCUCCUGGAGACAGACACAAAUCAGCGACACAGCACAGAGCGAAGUACACAGAAAGCUAUACACAUCUGUGUCAAAGCAACUCCGGAUAAUCAACACACACUUGCAGAAGUCUUUACUGAAAUACAAGUAUCCAAGAGUCACAAGAUCAAAUGUGCUCCUAGAUAAUAACUUUCAAAGAAGACCGUCAAAUAAUCAAACAGUAAUGUUGAGAGCAUUGAAAUUCCAGCACACGAGGCACGACCGCUUCCCGUGCUACGGGAACCUGGAGCUUCCCUUCAAGAUGAAGCAGGAGGGCUCCACGUCCAUGGUGUACCCCGCCAUCACCCGCGGAGUCAAAGUGACGGACAUAGACACUAAAGUGCAAAGUGAUAAAGUGAACACGGACACUGACAUUGUAGUGAAAGUGGAGAAGAGUGACAGAGACAAGGAGAGAGAGAAAGAUAGAGAAAAGGAGAGAUCGUCGCACUCGCGCCAUUCAUCCUGCAGCCACUGCCGGCGGCGCGCGCGGGUCAAGCGCUGCUCCAUCGGCGUGCAGUGCCGCCGGGAGCGCGCGCCCGCCGCCUGGGGGCCGCACUCCGCCACGCCCAAUGUCAAGGGACUCAAGUAUCACAGACUGAUGGUGGUGGAGACGCACCCCAACGGCGGCGCGGGCGUGGUGUACCUGCAGCAGCGCGACGUGGACGCGCUGCCCCCGCCCCAGCAGCGCGCGCUGGCGCAGGAGUUCCUCAAGCUGGUGUUCUCCGAGGACUCUGACGGCUGGGCGCACUACGUGUGCGGCGUGGUGCGCGGCGCCGCGGCCCCGCUGCCCUGUCUGCUCGAGUACCUCGACCAGCAUCAUAGUAGCCUCGUGGUGAAGGCGGGAGUCCUGGCCAGGACCAGCGAUAUAGAGACCACGACGAUCCGGGACUAUUAUCGACAGGUGCAACAAAGCUACUCGGCGGGCACAUUCCGCUGCGGGCCGCUGCACCAGAUCUCGCUGGUGGGCACCGUGCACGAGGAGGUGGGCGGCUUCCUGCCCGACCUGCUGGACCUUCUGGCGACCUGCCCCUUCCUGCAGCUGACGAUGCCGUGGGGCCCGAUGUCGGCGGUGGAGAUGGAACCGCGCGAGUCCAACGACGGGCCCAUCCUGUGGAUCCGGCCCGGGGAGCAGCUCGUGCCCACUGCCGAGCUGGGCAAGAGCCCCAUCAAGAAACGGAGAACGGGCAUCAACGAGCUGCGCAACCUGCAGUACCUGCCGCGCUGGAGCGAGGCGCGCGAGUUCCUGUUCGAGGACCGCACGCGCGCGCACGCCGACCACGUGGGCCACGGCCUGGACCGGAUCACCACCGCCGCUGUCGGCGUGUUAAAAGCGAUCCAAUGUGGAGACACGCGUGACCGCGGGCGCAUCACCAAGGACGUGGUGGCGUUCCACGCGGCCGACUUCAACAAGCUGGUGACCCUGCUGGGGUUGGACCUGUACGAGCCGCCCAUCUCGCAGUGCGUCACCUGGCUAGAAGAGGCGAAGUUGAACCAGCUCCGUCGCGAGGGCGUGCGCUACUCGCGGCUCCCUCUGUGUGCCGACGACGUGUACUUCCUGCCCAGGAACAUCAUCCACCAGUUCCGCACCGUCUCCGCCGUCACCUCCGUCGCGUGGCACCUGCGGCUGAAGCAGUACUACCCCUCGUCGGAGGCGUCCUCGCCGGCCGACGCGCGCGCGCCCGAGCCCGUGCCCGAGCCCAAACCCGAACCCGCCAAAACGCCGUCAAAAACGAAGCACAAAGCAGGCGUGAUCGAGAUGCGAGCUCUUAGCGCCAAGCACAAGCCCUCAGACGAACCACGAGACCAGCCUGGCCACGACCAGCCCCGGGACAAGAAGACGGAACACCGGACCGACAAGACAGAGACCGUCACCAAGUCAGAGGCAACCGUGAAACAAGAGGUGACGCCGAAAUCGGAACCAAAGUCCGAGUCAAAGUCCAGCUCGACGCAAACGCAGACGCCUAAAGAGAAAAACCACAAGGAUUAUAAACAUGGGUCAGAUAAACAUAGGACGGAGAGACAAGAUAAAGAUAAGUCGCACGACCGGCAGUCGGACCGACAGACGGACCGACACCGCCACUCGUCGUCCUCCAGUCGUUCUCACAAGAGUCACUCGUCGCACCACAAGUCAUCGUCCCGAGACAAAGACAAGGACCACCGUCACAAGUCGUCAACACAGAAGCAUUCGGAGCAUCGGCCGAGACACACGGAGGCCAAGACCCAGGAGGCGAGACCGCCCGGCGGCGCCAGCAGACCGCCCGACUAGGCCGUGGGGGCACAGAGAAAUGGUGUAAAUAUUGAUGUAGUGAGAGGCUAUGUGGUGUGAAAGGAAAGCAGUUUUGGAUUGGAGACUGCAGCCUCGGUGAAGUAGUACAUUAUGUACUAAGCCGCAGUUAGUUUUAAGUUAUAAUUCGUGUUAGUGUACCUUCUAUAUUUCUUUGCCGCGUUCGCACGUUUCAUAGAGAUCGUGCGGACGCGCUGUUUUGAGAGAUUUAUUGUUCUAAAUUUGUUUAUUGAAUCGGAUGUCGUUUUAUAGUGUAGAUAGAGCGAGGUGUAGGAAUGGUUUUGUAAUCUGAAACUGCUGGUUCGAAUGUGAUCGGAAAGAUUUAUAAAUCAAGAGAUAUAAUGUAAGAGAUACAUUUUUAAGAAAAUAUUCACACAUUUUUCUGAAUUGCACUAAAAGAUAUAAUUAUUGAGUAGUAAGGACCUUUAGUGUAUUUGUGAUGUCUUUUUUCCGUCGUCGUUUCGUUUGAGAGCGGGCUUGAAUUAGUUCAGUAGUGACUGCUCGAAACAAUCAUCCAUACUUGAUAUAAUUAUGGAUUUGGUAGUUUUUUGUCUCGCUUUGAAACCAUUUUUUUUUCCACUUUUUAUCUUUUUUUUACUAACUAUUUUAUCAAUCAGAGUGACAUAAGUUAUAGUUGAAUCACAGUAUUAAUAGGUAUACAAUACGAGGCUCUUAG